AUGCACAAUCACCUUCAGCAAAACUUACCAAAUCUACUGCUGACCACAUUUUUGUUACUAGAAGAAUGUCUAAGAGAUGACAAAUGGGAAAUCCCCCGUGAGAAGCUACACAUCUUUGCAGCCAUUGGAGAGGGUGCGUUUGGUGUUGUAAUGGAAGGAUCGUUAGAUACAGACGAAGGAGCUAUAAAAGUAGCCGUAAAGACCUUAAAGCCAGGCGCUGAUCGCUAUGACUAUAAAGACUUGAUGGCAGAACUGUCAAUCAUGAAGCAGGCCGGAAGUCACCCUAACAUCGUCAGCCUCUUGGGAGCAUGUUCUGUGGAAGGACCGCUGUACUUAGUGAUGGAGUUCGUUUCCGGCGGAAACCUGCUAUGUUUCCUUCGAAAAAGCAGGUGUCAACAUCCACAUUAUAUCAAUAUCACCUCGUCUCUCAACGAGCGAGAAUUGCUGAACAUUGCCAAAGACGUCGCUGAUGGAAUGAGUCAUCUGAGUAAUCUAAACAUAGUGCAUCGAGAUUUGGCUGCAAGGAAUAUUUUACUGACUGAAAACAAGAUUGCGAAAGUGACAGAUUUUGGACUUGCUCGAGACUUGCAAUCAGAGGGUGUUUAUACCAAAACUACGGCUGCGGGGAGACUCCCGGUGAAGUGGAUGGCACCUGAGUCCAUUCAAUUCCAUAUAUAUACUUCCAAGUCAGAUGUUUGGUCUUUUGGGGUGUUGCUAUGGGAAAUAAUCUCAAUUGGCCAGUGUCCUUACCCGGGAAUUCCAGCGCGACUGCUGAUGAGGAAGCUUGUGAUUGGUUAUCGCAUGCAGAAGCCCUCUCAGUGCUCCGAUGACAUGUACGAGGUUAUGAGAGCCUGCUGGCAACUGGAUGCGGGCGCAAGACCUACUUUUGCUGAGUUAGCAAAAAUCUUGCACGAGUUUUUAGCGCGGACUGGACGUGCAUACAUCAACUUAGAAGGAGCAGAUUCGUAUUUGGAGCAAAUUCCGACAGCUUCUUUUGAUUUGAGAAGCGAGUUUGAAAAAGAUGAAUCAGAAAGCAAUGAUUUUACCGAAGGUUCCGAUGAGCUGGAGCGUGCGCAGAUUGAAAACGAUGUGGGAAGACACUCUGAGAGUUCUGCACAUGCGUCAUUUCAAUUCCAGACUGAAACAAUCCAUUAUAUGAUAACGAAGUUUUAA
Molecule: messenger RNA, 1173 nt
Organism: Pocillopora verrucosa
Lineage: Eukaryota; Metazoa; Cnidaria; Anthozoa; Scleractinia; Pocilloporidae
Source: RefSeq, a predicted model, not a curated record